Molecule: messenger RNA, 1620 nt
Organism: Vigna radiata var. radiata (mung bean)
Lineage: Eukaryota; Viridiplantae; Streptophyta; Magnoliopsida; Fabales; Fabaceae
Exons: 1
Coding region: 1-1620 (539 amino acids)
Source: RefSeq, a predicted model, not a curated record
AUGGUGACCACAAGAAAUACUAGUGCCGAGGAUCAGACGGAGGUGAUGAGGUUGAUGGAGCAAAGGAUGAUGGAAAUGCAGCGAAAGCAUGAGGAGGAGAUGGCAGCAGUACGGGCAGAGUGCUUGGCUCAGAUCACCAAGAGCAAGAGUGGAGUAGCCGGAGGUGAGCAGGGCGAAGGUGCUGGCGAAAAGCAAAUACCGCUGGAGGGAGAAAAUAGUAGUGCUCGGGCGGAAGGAAGAGAAGAGAAGGUGAAUAAGGAAGACAGCCGGCUACUGGUUAAAGUGGAGGAGUCGACCGUCCUAGUGUCCUUUGUACGGGAGAUCAUGGAGGUACAUAUAUCAGAGCAAUUCAUGCCCCCUCAAUUCAAAAUGUAUGAUGGGACAUCCGAUCCGAUCGCCCACGUCAAAUCAUUCAUCAACGCCAUGACCUUUCGUACCGGUUGUGACGCCAUUUGGUGUCGGGCAUUCUCCUUAUCUCUGGAAGGAGAGGCCCUGGAAUGGUUUAACUCAUUGCCGGUUAACUCUAUCGAGAACUUCAAGAGCUUGGGCGAAAUGUUCAAAAAACAGUUUGCUGCGUGCAAUAUGGAAGAUGUGACAGUGGUAGAUUUGAUGAACCUUAAGCAGGGUAAGGAGGAACCAUUGAAAACCUUUAUGGAUAGGUACCAGAAAACGGUACGGAGAGUUAAGGGGCUCGGCCUAGAACUCGCUCUCCAAUACGUUAUGCCGGCCCUCAGGCCAGGACCGUUCAAGGAUAGUAUCUGUCGGAACCCGCCUCGGACAAUGGAGGAACUUAGGCAACGGGCGACCGAUGAAACAAGGGUAGAGAACAUGAAGCAACAAUACCAGAAAGAGGUACAGGAAGCUAGGGCGGAUAAAACCGACGGGAAGAGGACCAAGGGACAGGCGAACCGACAGAACGGGCAGAAAGGCAGAGAAGGACCGAGAGGCCCACGUUUCCAACAAUACACCACUCUCAAUACCCCUAGGGUCCGGAUACUACAAGAAGCAUUGAACACGCAGAUCAUGCAAACCCCAUUAAGGCGACCCACCCCCCCGGGGGCAGAUCUAACCAAACACUGCUUAUAUCACAAAAACUCGAGCCACGACACGGAGGAAUGUGUGACGCUUAGGGACAAGAUCGAAGAGUUAGUCCGAGUGGGGCGCUUGCAGCAGUACGUGAAGGCGAACGUAACUGACCAGUACCCCGACCGGUUACCAAGUCCCAGGCUGAGGAGCCCUCCAAGACGAAGCUACAGACCGAGAAGCCCCCGAAGGCAGGAGCGAGAUGCCAACGUUCGGAACCAUAGACCUUCACAAGACAACAAGCGUGAAAGAAGGAGCAGGAGUCACAGCAGGGAAGGAGACAGGCGACGUCCGUUGCGAGGAGUAAUAAAUACAAUAUCCGGGGGAUUCGCGGGAGGAGGUUCUACCUCCUCAGCAAGGAAAAGGAGUAUCCGGGCACUACGGUCCAUACAUGUCGUUGACGUCCCAAAGAGAACCAUGCCCCCCAUCACAUUCACUGAUGAAGAUUUUCAUGCGCCCGACCCGGAUCAAGACGAUCCGAUGGUGAUAACUGUAGAAAUCGCACAAUACGGGGUCAGUAAAGUGCUAGUCGACUAG